This is a messenger RNA of Mycotypha africana, 969 nucleotides long. RefSeq lists its product as uncharacterized. The record is from RefSeq and is a predicted model, not a curated record. Lineage: Eukaryota; Fungi; Mucoromycota; Mucoromycetes; Mucorales; Mycotyphaceae. Gene Ontology annotation, molecular function: protein binding. The coding region runs from base 106 to 882 and encodes 258 amino acids. The transcript has 3 exons.
AAAAAAAAAAAAAAGAAAAAAAAAAAGAUCGAGCAAUUCUUAUCGGAAAGAAGUUCUUUUGUGUUCAAAUAACCAUAUAAAAUUGUUCUAUAGCUAGUUGUUGAAAUGCCCUUGGGUGACGAAAGAGAGCAUACCCUAAGAGAAGUAGCUGCUUUAGGCAAUAUAAAAGCAACACUUCACCUAGCUCAUUCGGGCGUUAACAUCAAUUCUCAAAAUGCAAUGAAUGGCUGGUCAGCUUUACAUUGGGCAGCUCAUAGAGGCCAUGAGCACGUUGUUACAGCGUUGUUGAGAAGUGGGGCUGAUCCCUUUCUCAAAACGAAUAAAGGACAAACCGCGUUGGACUUGGCUGUCAAGUACGAACCUGUAACAAAAAUUUUGAAAUUAGCAAUGGGAGACCAAGCUAAAGUAUCUGUAGGACCUGAGCCAGCAUUACCUAUUGUACCUACUUAUAUAAAAAACCCUGAUUUGGAAAAGACUUGGUUAAUGCCGGACGAAUUCUCUGAAAACAAGAUUGAAAAUGUGGUGAGGAGAGAAAAAGCAGCCGAAGCAUUGGCGAAUGACAGUACAACGAAACAGUCAACAACAUCAGCGCCACAACACAGUAGAAUAGAUGUUCAUAACACCGUUAAUGAGAAAGAGGUUUUGGUUUAUCUAAACGAACGAUCAGAUGAUAAUUUAAUUGGUUCUGUCUUUUUACGAAACGAAAGCAUGGAUGCCGUCAUAAAGCAGAUCAAAGAUGAAUUGGAUGCCUUACCAGAAGCAUUUAGUGUUUCCAGGAAUAAUGGAAAAGUAACCAUUCCUAUCAGCCCUAAACAAAUGAGCAAGCGACUUUUAGAUAUAUUUCGAGGUGAAGAUGAUGUACUUGUGUUGAUUCCUUCCUAGCAUUAUUAUGAUGUAUAUGUAAUAAAUCUUUACGUUGAUAGUAUUCUCUGUAUAAUAAAUUCAUUUCUCAAAUCAUUGUAACUGACA